Fusarium sp. VM40 is the source of this 1359-nucleotide messenger RNA. NCBI's taxonomy places the organism in Eukaryota, Fungi, Ascomycota, Sordariomycetes, Hypocreales, Nectriaceae. The record is from the annotation of a GenBank genome assembly.
AUGAGCACCAUCUCAGAAGAGUCCUCUUUUGGAGUACACCAACCUUCAUCACAAGAACAAUCCGUUCCUCAGUCCGCCUCAGCUACUCAACCUCGAUACACACCACCAGCAAAUCUAUCCACGCAAGACCAACUGAGCGAGUCUGAUGACUCACACCCUAUACCAUCUUCCCAGAGUGUUCUGCUAUUGCAUGGCAUCCGGCAACCUUAUCAAGUAACAGCCGGAUAUAGCGUUCCGGACAUUAAGCACGACCAUGAGCUCCUCGUUCGUACCGACACUAUUGGACUCAACCCCAUAGAUUGGAAGGCACCUGACUACGGCUUUGCCAUCCCCGAACUACCAUACAUCUCCGGCCGUGAAGCAUCAGGCACAGUCGUCCGCGCACCUCAAAACCACCCAAGAAUCAAAAAUGGCGACAACGUUAUCGUCAUCUCAACAGACUACCGCGAUCUUCGCAAGGCCACAUACCAACAAUACGUCGUCGCGUCCGACUUCAACGUCGUGAGGAUUCCAAAGGAAAUCACCGUCCAAGAGGGCGCUACACUAGGAGUUGCGUAUGUAGCUGCUGCGCUAUCACUAGGCAUUUGUCUUGGCGUAGACUUCACUCGCGUCCACGACGGUCCGGAUCUUCUUAGCAUUGUGAAAGGCGUUCCCGAGGAAUCGCUUCCUGAGGAUAUUCGGGGCGAGUGUCUGAAUAGUAUCUCACCAACUGAGGGGGCUAAGCCGGGAGAUUGGAUCGCUAUCUGGGGUGGUUCUUCAACAUCUGCAGUUAUUGCUGUUCAACUAGCUCGUCUGGUUGGUCUGAAGGUUGCUCUCGUCGUCGAUAAUGCCAAGCACGGAAUCCGUAUCUCAGAGAACCCUAUUCUUCGUCCUGAUCUUCUGGUCGACAGCCACGACCCUGAACGAGCCAUCUCCAUUAUUCGCGCAAACACAAAAGGCAAACUCCGCUUCGGUAUCGACACACGCGGAAAAGACACAGCAGAGAUCCUCCUGCGCGCUCUCGGCCCCGAAGAACUCCACCGCACCACCCAAACUUCACCACCCAGCACGCCACCCUCUGAGCCCAUAAUCCCAGCACAUCUAGUCGGCCUAAGCGGAGUACCAAAGACAGGACAUUCCGCGGGUGUUGUGCUCCAUACUAUUCCUGUGAAGCUCUACCACGAGGUCGCCGAGGUCGGAGAGGCGCUGUCGAGGUGGUUGGAGAGACUACUUUCCAGCCGUGCGCUUGUGCCGCCGAGAAUCAUUGAUGUUGAGGAUGGCCUACAUAAUGUGAAUAAGGGCUUGGAUAGGAUGAGGAAGGGGGAAAUCAGUGGGGGUAAGCUUGUGGUUGACUUGAAUGGGAUUUCACAGUCGGCUUGA